Molecule: messenger RNA, 339 nt
Organism: Rotaria socialis
Lineage: Eukaryota; Metazoa; Rotifera; Eurotatoria; Philodinida; Philodinidae
Source: the annotation of a GenBank genome assembly
AUGUCAUAUAAAAACCAAGAACCUCAACUAUGUCCUCGUUGUGGUCAUGCAGCUUUUCAUGCUGAAUCACUUCCGGCUGCUGGAAAAAUGUGGCAUAAAGCUUGUUUUCGAUGUGCUCUUUGUAAAAAAUCAUUGGAAGUAACAACAGUGUCAGAACAUGAUGGUGACUUAUAUUGUAAGCAAUGUUAUACUCGUAAAUUUGGUAUUCGCGGCGUUGGUUUCGGCAUUGGAGCUGGUGCACUUGGAAUGGAUACAGGCGAACGAUUUGGAAAUACACAGUCACUUUCGAAUAAACCCAACUAUCCUCCAAUGCCUGGUAUUACACCACCACCUAGCUAA